AAUGAUGUCAUUUUCAAUCGACCGACAGACAGCAAGUGACAAAAUGGCUGCCCCCGGAGACGGAUCAAAACAUAAGUGGAUUUUGCAUGUUUAAUAGAUAUUUCUCAAACACCAAUAUGACAAUGCUCACAGGCAGGCACGUUAUCCGAAUGACUAUAAAUGAAGUUAGUCGCUAUGGUCUUCUAUGAUCGAAUUUGAUGUGGUAUGCUUUGGGUCAUGAGGGUGUUCCUUUCUUUUCUAGAUGAUUCUAAAUCGGAAUAUUUCUGUCCGCCGAAAGGACACCAGAGUCCAUGUCAUGAUUGUGUUUGUAUGAUUCCUAAUGACACAGAAGCUGCCAUUUCAUUGUGCUGAGAGAUGCAGCUAUUUUUAUAUCUUGCCUUGAUAUUCAGUGUGAGCUUGCCUGCGUGCCUGCAUGCGUGAGGGCGGCAACUUCCCUCCAGGCUUUGUGGGAGACCUACCUACCUACCUACCUACCUUCCUACCUACCUUCCUACCUACCUUCCUACCUACCUUCCUACCUACCUACCUUCCUACCUACCUUCCUUCCAGACACACUCAUAUCGCAAAGUUCAUCCGACGCCAUGACACGACAACCUCGUCGGGGUGAGAAAACAAAACACGCCGAGAACUCCAAGCAUUCCACACGGGAGGAGACACAGACGAUGCGUAGACACAACAAGCCUGACCUUCCACGACCCGCCCAAAAUGUACACAAAUAGUAACAUGCAAUUACAAUAUCUUCUUUUUAAUGACGUGCGUACUUUUUUAUUUUGCUAUAUUUAAACGCAGUGUCCUUGUAAAACAGAAAGAUCUUGUCGAUUUGACACACCACAGAGAAGGCCGCUUUUGCCAAAUUGGAAUGACAAACCAAUGGCCACCCACAAAGUGUUGUUACGUGACCAUAUAAGGAAAGAGGAAGUCGGAAGAAUGAAGGUGGGAAGGCCAAAACGUUGCCAGCCAUAAUGGCCAGGAGAGGUCAGACGGAAUAAAUAAAUGGGAUAUAAACUGCUUAGCAUUCCUUAUUGCUGCUUUUUCAGCUUUGGGGAUGCUAAAUGUGUUUGUUGCCCCCGGCCGGGCUUGUUAAUCAUUACACACACACACACACACACACACACAAAGGGAAGGCAAGGCAAGGCAAGGCAAGGUAUAUAAAGGCCACGGGCGCGCCAUGCACAAUCCCAGCAGAAGUUAAGCCAGCACAGCACAGCACAGCACCGCACAAUCUCCUUCUCUCACACUUGUCGGACUAGCAAACUUGCCGGCGGCGGCGGCGGCGGCGCACGCUCUUUGUCCUAGGAUAUGAACACCUUCGUCCUCACCUGCCUCCUCUGCUUGGUACUUUUCAGUGUUCUGGCCACUCAGGCAUCUGAGGCGUCGUCCUCGGGUGAGCUCAGCAGCGGAACCGUGGGCUCGGCCUCAGGGGAGGUCCUCCGGGUUCUACAAGGCCAUGCCGACGGCGACUAUGAGGAACUGGCAGCGGUUGAUGACAAGAAGAAGAGAAGGGGCAAAGGCAAGAAGAAGAACAAGCAGAAAAGCAGGAGCACCACUGCGCUCAACCCCGAGCACUCUUUCUCCACUCAAGGCCGCACCUCCGCCAUGGAGACCACCGAGGACCCCUGCAACUCCACCCACCUGGACUACUGCAUCCAUGGCUACUGCCAGCGCAUGGAGGGCCUGCAGGAGCCCGUGUGCAUCUGCAUGAAGGGCUACGACGGCGAGCGCUGCGGGAUCCAAACCUUGGGAAUCCUCAGGACCAAGUCGGAGCGCAGCGGCGACAUGGAGUGGCUCCAGAUGGCCUUGGUCGUCACGGCCGUGGUUCUGUCUUUGAUCAGCUGCGCCGCCGUCCUGCUCAUGGCCUGCGCGCAUUACAGGUGGCAUAAAAACUUCCUGGCGUCCUACCUGGGCAGCUGGUCGGAGCAGCAGAAGCUGCACAAAGCCGCCAGCGACGUGGUGGUGUGAGAAAGCCAGAGAGGCAGCCAGAGAGGCAGAGGUCAAUUGGGAAAGAGCAAAUGGCAAAUGGCAAAUGGGUGGUUGGUAAACGAGCGCGUCGCACCAAGUCGAAUGCUCCGUUUCUCUUGUCUGUCUGUCCACGGUGGCAUCGCAGACGAGCAGAUGCGCAAGAUUGAAUAAAUGCUUCAUUAGAUGCAAUGUCAACUGUCUGUCCACUAUUUGUUUGCGUUUAAUUUAUUUGCUGUGAUUAUUUAUCUCCAUGCCUGUUUAUUCUUAUUAUGACACAAAUGUCUGUAUGUGGGGAUGGAUGUUGAGCAUUCAGUCAACAGACAGCGUUCGUUCGUUCGUUCCUUCGUUCGUUCGUUGUUUGUCUGUUCAUUCAUUUAUUUAUUUAUUUAUUUAUUGUACUGCUCUUGUGAUAACUGUCGUCAUCUCCAAAUGAGAUUUCAACCACAAUAAAGCCUCCGCCGUGCUACUUGG
Molecule: messenger RNA, 2430 nt
Organism: Syngnathus typhle (broad-nosed pipefish)
Lineage: Eukaryota; Metazoa; Chordata; Actinopteri; Syngnathiformes; Syngnathidae
Gene: areg
Product: amphiregulin
Exons: 5
Coding region: 1300-1959 (219 amino acids)
Biological process (GO): positive regulation of cell population proliferation; epidermal growth factor receptor signaling pathway; positive regulation of mitotic nuclear division
Source: RefSeq, a predicted model, not a curated record